Messenger RNA from Entrophospora sp. SA101, 1797 nucleotides. Lineage: Eukaryota; Fungi; Glomeromycota; Glomeromycetes; Entrophosporales; Entrophosporaceae. The record is from the annotation of a GenBank genome assembly.
AUGGGACAAGCCGAUUCACGGCCUUUACAAGAAAUGGUUGAAAAUAGCAAUUUUACCGCCGAAGAAAUACAAAGACUUUACAAAAGAUUUAUGAAACUUGAUAAAGAUAAGUCAGGUUCCAUAGAUCGAGAAGAAUUUCUUUCUAUUCCACAAAUUGCCAAUAAUCCAUUAGCAUCAAGAAUGAUUGCUAUAUUUGAUGAAGAUGGGGGUGGAGAUGUAGAUUUCAAAGAGUUUAUUGCUGGAUUGAGUGCUUUCAGUUCAAAAGGAAACAAAGAUGAGAAAUUACGUUUUGCCUUUAAGGUAUAUGAUAUGGAUAGAGAUGGACUCAUUUCCAAUGGGGAAUUAUUUAUUGUAUUGAAGAUGAUGGUUGGCAAUAAUCUUAAAGAUAAUCAACUUCAACAAAUUGUUGAUAAAACGAUUAUGGAAGCUGACAAGGAUAUGGACGGAAAGAUUUCUUUUGAAGAAUUUUAUUCAGUAGUAGAGUCAACUGAUAUUGCAAAAAUUACCGCCGAAGAAAUACAAAGACUUUACAAAAGAUUUAUGAAACUUGAUAAAGAUAAGUCAGGUUCCAUAGAUCGAGAAGAAUUUCUUUCUAUUCCACAAAUUGCCAAUAAUCCAUUAGCAUCAAGAAUGAUUGCUAUAUUUGAUGAAGAUGGGGGUGGAGAUGUAGAUUUCAAAGAGUUUAUUGCUGGAUUGAGUGCUUUCAGUUCAAAAGGAAACAAAGAUGAGAAAUUACGUUUUGCCUUUAAGGUAUAUGAUAUGGAUAGAGAUGGACUCAUUUCCAAUGGGGAAUUAUUUAUUGUAUUGAAGAUGAUGGUUGGCAAUAAUCUUAAAGAUAAUCAACUUCAACAAAUUGUUGAUAAAACGAUUAUGGAAGCUGACAAGGAUAUGGACGGAAAGAUUUCUUUUGAAGAAUUUUAUUCAGUAGUAGAGUCAACUGAUAUUGCAAAAAAUGAUGAAUUGAAUAGCUAUCUUAAACGAAUUAAAGAGGGACCUUCGCCAUCAGAUUAUUCUGGAAGAGGAAAUAAAGGCUGGCCUUCUGGACAGUUUGGUGAAGAUCCUUUAUACUUAAAUCACCACCCAGCUUCUGCAUCUGGAAAUCCUAUCACAAUCUAUCAUCCAGUAUUUGAAAUGUUUGUGAAAGAUUGCCAAACUGCUGUUCCUACACAAGAAACCUAUGAUCAUGUUGUGGAAGUUACUGAAAGCAUGUCUGAUGUGUUCCAUAAUGAAGAUUUGCGAACAGAUGAGUUUCACCAUUUGCUAGAAAAGUUUAAUAUAACAGUCAACAGAAUUGGUAUUGAUAAGUGCACAACAGAUGGUACUGCAUUGGCUGGAGAUGGAUGUUUUUUUGUUAUCAAUGUUGAAGUGAAGCCUGAACUUAGAGAAGGAAAUGGCUGUCCAUAUAUUCAGGGCAUUGUAUAUUAUGGGAAGAAAGUAGCUCAGUAUCUAGAGACAAGGAAAGGACAACAGACACGUUUGCCUUGUUUUAUCUUGUACUUGGCAGACCCAUUUCUUGGAGUUGCAGGUGUCAUCUAUAGCCAUGUGUUCACUGCUCUCAAAUCAACCUAUAACAUGCUUCAUGAAUAUUACAAUUCGCCUGAAAUAGGUCCACAAUCACUGUGGCCCUAUUAUCAAGCAUUCAAAUAUCAACACAAGCAGGUGGAAUUUGAGUAUAGAAAACAGCUGUAUAAGGAUAAGUUACUGUUUGUGGUGGAAACCAAACAAAAUUCAGUCAUUCCUGACCUGCCUUGUAGAUUACUUGUUAAGUUUACAGAGUCCUAUGGGGAAGCAUGCUAA